UCACCCAGAUAUCUGCAACAUUUGCUAUUGGCACUCAGCCCAGCCACCUGGACUGGUUCUCCUUUUAUACAGGUGACCUCCAAACAUGGACCUGCGUACCUAGUCAAGCUGCGGAACCCCUGGGGAAGAGUGGAAUGGAAAGGAGACUGGAGUGACAGCUCAAGUAUGUGGGAGCUACUGAGCCUCAAGGAGAAGAUUCUGCUGCUGAGGAAAGAUGAUGAUGGGGAAUUCUGGAUGACACUGCAGGACUUUAAAGCACAUUUCAUGCUUCUGGUCAUCUGUAAACUGAGCCCAGGCCUGCUGAGUCAGGAGGUGGUCCAGAAGUGGUCGUACACCAUGCUGGAGGGGAGAUGGGAAAAAGGGACCACGGCUGGUGGCCCGACAAAGUCACCCCGAGACACAUUUUGGAAGAACCCUAAGUUCCUGCUGUCGGUCUGGAGGCCCCAGGAGGGCAGGAGGUUCCAGAUGCCUUGUAGUGUGCUGGUGUCCCUGCUCCGGAAGCCCAGGCACAGGCACCGCAACAGGAAGCCUCACCUCGCCAUUGGCUUCUACCUCUUCAGGGUAGCUCAGCUCUAUGAUGACCAGAGGAGACUGCCUCCCAAGUUCUUCUGGGAAAAUGCUCCCCUGAAUUGGCCUGAGACGUUUCUCAGAGAGAAGGAGGUGAGUCGGGAGCUGUGGCUGGAGCCUGGGACAUACGUCAUUGUGCCCUGCACAUCUGAGUCCCGCCAGGAGUCUGAGUUCGUCCUCAGAGUCUUCUCCAGGAAGCGCGUCUUUUAUGAAAUUGGCCACAAUUCAAGUGUCGUCUUCCCUAAGGAGACUGUAGACCAAAUGGAGGAGGAUGAAUUCUUCACCCAACUCUUUGAAAAGCAUCCAGAAAUAAAGGCAGUCCAACUGCAGAAGAUCCUGAACCACAUGCCCUGGGCAGGUCUAAGGAGCGAACAGCCUCUCUUCAGCCUCGAGGCCUGCCAGGGGAUCCUGGCCCUACUGGAUCUUAAUGCGUCCGGCACCAUGAGUAUCCAGGAAUUCAGGGACCCAUGGAAGCAGCUGAUGCUCUAUCAGGAGGUUUUCCACAAGCAAGACACUAACUGCUCAGGAUGCCUGAACUGGGCCCAGCUGCGGGCUGCCAUGAGGGACACAGGAAUCGCUCUUAGUGAUGACGUCUGCCAGCUGAUGCUCAUCCGCUACGGUAGCCCUGACCUCCAGAUGGCCUUCGUCAGCUCUGUCCGCUUGAUGCUGCAUGUGGAGAACAUGCAGGACGUCUUCCAAAACUUGACCCAAGAUGGCAAAGGGAUAUACCUCCAGAAGCCAGAAGUAAGACCUUCUCCACGGGGUCGAUUCAUGUCAUCUUAGGGAGCAGUGGCCGUUGCCGGUUCAGGGGCUUGUGAAGGAGAAGGGUUCUGAGUGCCCUUCGUUCUGCUGAGUGCACGAUGGAGCACUGUAUUCAGUGCACUUAUUCAUUUGUGCAUCAAAUAGGACUGGGCACCCACUGUGUGCCAGGCAUAUGUGAAGAUACAAGUGUUUGUUGAAUGAAUGCGGUGAUACGCUGAGGAGAAAACAGCUCUGUGUCUGACACUGGCUGUCUUCCCCUUCCAUUCAAGCUGCACGGAUUUACUGAGCACCUGCCAUGGGCCAGAUGUGGAGACACUGGAGUCUGGAGUUGAAUCAUCUGCCCUUUCUGUCGAAAACACAUCCUCCGUUUGGGCUGCUUAGAAAGAGACUCAUAAAAGCUGGGGUUUCUUCCUUGACCUCGGAUGUUCAGUUUAUGGAAUAAGCUUCUAAGAUAUAGGGACCCUCAAUGUGUAUCUACCCUCAAUCACUCCCAUAUUUGAGUGUGAAGGUGGGAUGCAGGUGGAGGGGCAAUGGUUAGAACUUCUGAGCCCGUACCCAAUCACAGAUCCCCAAGGACACGUGAUCCCUAGCGAUCCUUCCAUAGCGACAUACUCCGCACUGAGAGAGCAGGACAGCCAUCAGAGUGGCUCCUGACGCAGGGCUGCUCACAGCUCGAGCAGAGGCUCCUAGAAAGCAACGUGCUAUCAUGGCAAGAGAGCUGGACUGAGACCCAAGGUGAAGCCACAGCACCCCUCGUAACCACCUGUGGGACUGUCAGCACAUCGCGUUGCAUCUCUGGGCCUCAGCUUCCCUGUGUGCGAGAUGAGCUGGCUGGGUGAUGUCUAACGUUCUCUCCAGCUCUGACCACCUCUGGUUCCUUGAGGAGAUCCUCAAGGCCAUCGAAGAGGCCUACAGGGAGUGGCAGCCAACUUGCUGGAAUUUCACUCUGGGCUUUUCUCUGACCCCACUGGUAACUUCACCAUUCUCAUCUUCAUCAUCACCAGCAUCACCAUUUUUAUGUAACUGGCCUGGGGAGUGGUUUCCCCAGAGGUUCCCCCCUAUGUGAGUUAGAGGGACCGUUCAUCACACCCACAUAAAGCUGUCAGACAAAUGGGCCCAUAAAUGUAAACAUGUAGACUGUGCUCUGUUGGAUCUCUGCUACCCAGUCGGCCCGCACACCUGCACACUGCUGUCACAAGCACGCCAAAUUGAAUUCAUGGGGGAAACUUGCAUUGAGAAUUGAAUAUAGAAUCAGCCUGCAUCUUGGCUAUCAUCAUUCACAGGCGCCAAGGGAAGUCAAGGUUGAUUGUAUUUCAGGUUGAUUUAUACUUACUAUGGGAUGGUGUGGUCCUUCUGGCUAAGCUCUCCAUUAAUGUCCUGUAUGGCUUCCCAGGAGUGAUGGGGGAGGAGGCCCCAAGUCCUGCAUCAGGCUCUAGGACCUGGUGACUGAGAAAUGAAGCAUCCUCAACUGAAUGUCAGAGAUGGGUCUGAAUAGAUCAUAAUU
Messenger RNA from Orcinus orca (killer whale), 2833 nucleotides. It is a transcript of the gene CAPN14, whose product is annotated as calpain 14. Gene Ontology annotation, biological process: proteolysis. Lineage: Eukaryota; Metazoa; Chordata; Mammalia; Artiodactyla; Delphinidae. Gene Ontology annotation, molecular function: calcium ion binding; calcium-dependent cysteine-type endopeptidase activity. Gene Ontology annotation, cellular component: cytoplasm. The record is from RefSeq and is a predicted model, not a curated record.